UCGGUGUAUAUAAUUAUCAUAAUGUCUCAUAUGGCAUGCAAUGCCCUCAGACAGGCGUCGCGAGCUAACUGCCCCCGCCGCCUGUCUGCUAACUUCCUGAGAGUCACCUCGCCACUUGCUGGUCGGAUGGUAACAGGUCGACGAUACGUCUCAGAGUCCAAAGUCGGUAACGCGCAGGUCAGCGUUGACACGGCUAUCAGAACUGAACAGAGGAAAUUCACAGAAAACACAGGCAUUCAGGCUCAGAAUGCGGAACUGUCCGCCUCAUCGGUGAGUGGUGAUGCGGCUAUGAGCCCGACCGCGGGCAUCUUCAAACAAGCCACCAUUAUGGAUGAAGGCAAUCGUCCCAUUUACCUCGAUAUGCAAGCAACCACUCCCACCGAUCCUCGCGUUCUCGAUGCCAUGCUCCCUUUUCUCACAGGCCUGUACGGCAAUCCUCACUCGAGAACCCAUGCCUAUGGCUGGGAGACAGAAAAGGCCGUCGAGGACGCUCGCGCUCAUGUAGCAAGCCUGAUCGGGGCUGAUCCCAAAGAAAUUAUAUUCACAAGUGGAGCGACCGAGAGUAAUAAUAUGAGUAUCAAGGGUGUGGCUCGAUUUUUCGGUCGGUCGGGAAAGAAGAAGCAUAUCAUCACAACACAAACCGAGCACAAGUGUGUAUUGGAUAGCUGCCGUCAUUUGCAAGAUGAAGGAUUCGAUGUGACCUACUUGCCGGUGCAGAACAAUGGUCUUAUUAAGAUUGAGGACCUCAAAGCAGCCAUCCGUCCUGACACUGCUAUCGUGUCAGUCAUGACCGUUAAUAAUGAAAUUGGUGUCAUCCAACCGGUGGAGGAAAUCGGAAAAAUAUGUCGUGCAAACAAGGUCUUUUUCCACACCGAUGCUGCCCAAGCAGUGGGAAAGAUUCCAAUCGAUGUCAAUAAGUGGAAUGUCGAUCUCAUGUCCAUUUCGGGUCACAAGAUUUACGGCCCUAAAGGUAUCGGAGCAUGUUAUGUGCGACGUCGACCCCGUGUGCGUCUCGAUCCUCUCAUCACUGGUGGUGGUCAAGAGCGAGGUCUCCGCAGUGGUACUUUGGCACCUCACCUGGUGGUUGGUUUGGGUGAAGCAUGCCGUAUUGCCAAGGCUGACAUGGAUUAUGACACUGCACACGUCAAGAAAUUGUCUAAACGGUUACUAGACGGGUUGCUUGCUAUGGAGCAUACCAACCAAAACGGAGACCCCAAGCGACACUACCCAGGUUGCGUCAACGUCUCCUUUGCAUACAUUGAGGGUGAAUCUCUGUUGAUGGCACUCAAAGAUAUUGCUCUCUCCUCUGGCAGUGCUUGUACAUCAGCCUCACUCGAACCCAGCUACGUGUUGCGUGCGUUGGGUAAUAGUGAUGAGAACGCCCAUAGCAGUAUUCGAUUCGGUAUUGGUCGCUUCACCACCGAAGCCGAGAUUGAUUACGUCUUGAAAGCCGUCACAGACCGUGUAUCCUUCCUACGGGAAUUAAGUCCUCUGUGGGAACUGGUGCAAGAGGGUAUUGCUCUAGACACGAUUGAAUGGAGUCAACAUUAGUUGUCUUUGCUCUUGUUCCAUAAUCAAGUCUGUUGACAACACAGACUUCUCUACGAUGCAUUGUCUGGACGCUUUGGAUGUCAUGGGUUUAAUUUUCAGGGUUACGACGGCGUUUUAUGCGAUGUACACUUCAUAUGGAGCAUACUUAAUUAGUGCCUAGUUUUUGCUCUAGGAUUGUACAGAAUGGACCUGCUCCUAUCCUAUCCAAUACUUUCA
Molecule: messenger RNA, 1767 nt
Organism: Talaromyces stipitatus ATCC 10500
Lineage: Eukaryota; Fungi; Ascomycota; Eurotiomycetes; Eurotiales; Trichocomaceae
Product: tRNA splicing protein (Spl1), putative
Exons: 2
Coding region: 22-1551 (509 amino acids)
Biological process (GO): [2Fe-2S] cluster assembly
Cellular component (GO): nucleus; mitochondrion; cytosol
Molecular function (GO): cysteine desulfurase activity; pyridoxal phosphate binding
Source: RefSeq, a predicted model, not a curated record